AUGCACAGAUAUUUCAGGGCCUACUUCGCGGCGGUACUGAGUAACAGCGGUGGGAGCGAUAGUGGCGGCGGGAGUGCCGCUGGCUGCCCCCCCUGGGGGCACGAACUCGCAAAAAUCAUUUUGCGCAAGUUGGCUUGCCCCGACAUCCUAGGCAUUCUAAACAAGGAGAGCAUAAAGGAGCUGCUCAAAGGUGUUAGUCACUCAGUUCGCUGCAACGCAAGUCUACUGAUCCUCCUUCGGGAGGAGUUUCUAGAAAUACUCAAAAAUGAAUCCUCCUUGUACUACCACUUGGUGAGCGAAAAGGUGUUGCAGAUGGUGGCGCAGAAUAUGAAGCGUAUGGACAUCACAUGUGAAAAUAUUGAAAGCUAUUACGUCACUUUGCAUUCCUUUUUCUGUGGGGGAGAUUACACGCAGGUGAAGUUUUGGGUCUCCUUAAUUCACGCCUUUACCAGUAUAGCCAUAUACUGCCAGGACUUCGCCGAAAGUGUAUUGCGUGUGUAUGCGGCAUUUCUUUCGAGGAGCGACGUGACUUUGAUGCUGAAGCACAUCGUCUCUGAGCACGUCGGGAUGAUAAAGAACGUGUCUUACGUAAAGGGGGGGUUCUUCCCUUAG
Plasmodium vivax (malaria parasite P. vivax) is the source of this 612-nucleotide messenger RNA. RefSeq lists its product as hypothetical. The record is from RefSeq and is a predicted model, not a curated record. The transcript has a single exon. Lineage: Eukaryota; Apicomplexa; Aconoidasida; Haemosporida; Plasmodiidae. Bases 1 to 612 code for a protein of 203 amino acids.